GCUUCAGGAGCAAAGUCAGGUAGACGUAUUGCGCAGGGGACACGAAGACCCAGCGUAGUCAGGAGCGAGUGAAUUCUUCAUCAACCUAUUCUUGUCGUCCGUCCUGCACGACGCUACCGUCGCAUGCGACGAGGGACUGCCUGUUGAUGGGGUCCAUGUCCUGUGCCAGUUCGUUGAUCGGUUUCAUCCCUUGAAACCGUCGUCGCCGCAUCCAACUUUGGUGAACAUGGUCGACCACGUCGACGACGAUUUGGAAGAGCUAGAAGCGAAGUUGGAGGAGGCCCUUCGACAAAACGAGCAGCUUGCACACGAGAACGAACUGCUCGAGUCGUACUUGAAGCGCAAUGCCCAGCCCACCUCGAUGGUAGAAGAAGAGGAGAAGCGGGAGAAAGGUGAGAAGGGUGGGGUGACGAAUGCGAAGAAGCGCACGAACAACCUGGCCACCACGAUCAACAACAACCGGGGACGGCCCCCCGCCACGAUCACGAUCGACCAAAAGAACGACAUUUGCAGCGCCGAGCUCGAAGAUGCACAGAAGGAAGUGGAAGAGACGAAGCGAACGUCGGAGCGGCUCAUCGACACGUUGCGAGCGGUGCUGGAAGAGACGGACAUUCGCAUUGCGGAACUAAAGAUGGAUGCGUACGAGUUCAAGCGGGAUAUCGUUGUUGGCGCCGAGAACUUUCGGACGGGCAAAACGAUGGCAGAAAAGAUGGUGCGGUACAUGGAGGAGAAGCUGCGUGCCAAGGACGCGAUCGUGGAGAAGCUGCGGCUAAAGAACGCAACGCUCAAGAGCCAAGCGCAAAAGAUCGAUGCACAGCUCCGCCAGAAGGAAGAGAUGGGCGACGCCCUCCACUACAUUGACUUUCACCAGCUCCAGAUUGAAAACAAGCAGUACGUGGCCAAGAUUGAAGAGCGCAACGACGAGCUGCUCAAACUCAAACAAACGACCGGCAACACGGUGCAGCUCCUCAACUCGCUCAAGCAAAAACUCAACGAUCUCAUCGACGAGUCGGUGUGGCUCCGGGCCGAGAUCAAGACGCGCAUGGAGCUCAACGACAAGGUGCGCGCCGAGCUGACCGCUGUCACCGACGACAUUGCUCGCGACUCCAAGGGAUUGCAUGGUCUGAGUGCAAAUAAAGCCGUCGACGAUUCAAACGACAUGCCCCAGAUCUUGGACUUUGUCGGCCAAAAGGCGGAAAUGUACGACUUGGUGCAAGAAGUCGCCAACUACGAACGAAAAGUCGAAAUCGCCGAGAUGGCCGCCAAGAAGAAGGCGCGCGACCAGCGUCUGCAGCAGCUCCAGACACAGCACGUCGCGCUUGGUUAAGCGUCCCACAAAUCGCUGCCUUCGUCCGCGUCCGAGUUUCACGCAAACAAGUUCGCGCCGUCUAGGGUAGCGUUGUUCAUCGUGCUUGUGCUUUGGAAUUCAUUGACAAUUCAUGGACACGUACAUUCGACCCC
Molecule: messenger RNA, 1461 nt
Organism: Aphanomyces invadans
Lineage: Eukaryota; Oomycota; Saprolegniomycetes; Saprolegniales; Verrucalvaceae
Exons: 4
Coding region: 227-1327 (366 amino acids)
Biological process (GO): cilium assembly
Cellular component (GO): ciliary basal body; axoneme
Source: RefSeq, a predicted model, not a curated record